This is a messenger RNA of Syzygium oleosum, 1898 nucleotides long. Its product is annotated as zinc finger CCCH domain-containing protein 43-like. The record is from RefSeq and is a predicted model, not a curated record. Gene Ontology annotation, molecular function: metal ion binding; mRNA binding. NCBI's taxonomy places the organism in Eukaryota, Viridiplantae, Streptophyta, Magnoliopsida, Myrtales, Myrtaceae. Bases 264 to 1496 code for a protein of 410 amino acids. The transcript has 6 exons.
GUGGUCUCGCCAUGCACACUAGCAGCUUCAGAUGUAGUUUGUCUUUUGUCGAUUCUUGGAGAUUAUUUUGCGUCGUUAAGCAAAAGAGAACGACAAAAAAGAUAGCACCUUUGUCGCAUUUGAUGUGUGAUUGUGUACGAUGAUUGAUUGACGAGACGAGACCGUAUCGAGCGCGAGCGAAAGUGAAGGGGCGGGGGGGGGGGGCACAUUCCCUCACUCACUCACUCUGCAUUGCAUUCUUCUUCUUGAACAGAGAACGAAAGAUGGCAACUUUCGAGGGCGAAGCCGAAAUCUUUCCCUCCUCCCUCGAGCUCCUCCAACGGCACCAGCCGACGCAGCCCGACCCAGAUGGGCCGCCACCCUUUUCUUCAUCUCCGCCUCCUGCUGUCGGUCCGGACGCGGAACUUGCGCUCGUGGAGGGGAUUCGGAAUGUGGCCUUGGAGGACGCGGGAGACGAAGCGAGCGAAGAGAAAGAUGGGAAUUGGGACGAUUGGGGAGAGAAUUCGCACUACCCUUUUGGGAUGUACGCGCGGGACUGCCAUUUUUAUGUGCGGAAUGGGUGGUGCAAGUUCGGCGUGAAUUGCAGGUUCAAUCACCCUGAGAAGAGGACGGGCAUGGGCGAGCCUCAGGUCUUUCAGCAUUCGGGUUUCGCGGAGAAGCAGGAAAGGGGAGAGAUCUUGGAGCCGACUAAGCAGAUUGAGUGCAAGUAUUACUCGACUGCUGGAGGGUGCAAGUAUGGAGAAGCUUGCAGAUAUAGCCAUUCCAAAGAAAGAAUUGAAAUCACAGACCAACCACAACUUAAUUUCCUUGGCCUGCCAAUAAGAUUGGGAAAAGCAGAGUGCGCCUUCUACAUGCAGAAUGGCACGUGUCGAUAUGGACUUGAUUGCAGGUUUCACCAUCCUAAUCCUACAAUGGUUGGGGACUUCAGUCCUGAUGAGACCUCAGCCGAUCUUGCAUCCGUUGGAAGGGAGCCGAAGCAUCCUGAGGAGAGUCCUAUGGGAAACUCUGAUUAUCUGAGAUAUAAUGGAAUUUUACAGGAAUAUUUAGCAUCCCGGUCUUUGAAUGCUGCUUCUGGGACCCAGCCGUACUGGGAGAAUGGACUGUCCCAUGUCCCUGGGAUUUCUCAAAGUUCUCAAAAGGCUUGGGCGUAUUCGCAAGAAGGGGCAGGGCACAGUAAAGGGCUGCUACCUCCUGAAGAAUACCCUCAACGACCCGGUCAACCUGAGUGUGCUUAUUUCAUGAAGACAGGUCAUUGCAAAUACGGACAUACUUGUAAAUUUCACCAUCCAAAGCACCGGGUUUCGGCAGGACCCUCCUAUUUUCAAACUGAUAAGGCGCUCCCCUUGAGAUCUGAUAGGAGAACUUGCAGGAAUUAUGUACAGUUUGGGCUUUGUAAAUAUGGAAACGCGUGCUUGUUCGAUCAUCCAGUUUCGCAAGAUUCUGCCUCCUCUUCAUUUGGAAUAGCUCCUCAUGAAGAUACACCUGCAUGGUUCUAACUGGCGUGGAUAUGGCAGUGACAUUGGUGCUUUAUCUUUGCAUUUUCGCGGGACUCUGCAAUCUACUCUUAGUCCCUUGCGCUUUUCUUUCAUGUACUUGUUUUAGACUUUGUUUGGGAGUAUUCUCACCAAGCUCUGGCAUGCAACAUGGUAACCGGCUUUUCCCCGAUGAUUCGGAAGCAGAAGCAGGAGUUGGACAGAUCAUUCUUUAGAUUUAUGUUCCCUAUAGAAACUAAACCAGUUUUGGUAUUGUAUGGGCAUAUGAAUGGCUCCAUCAUUAUUCUUGUUUUUUCCUGUUAGGAAUAUAAGUCAUGACAUUUUGAAUUUAAGAUCUUGGUAAUGGAUGAUUAUCAUUAAGCCACAAAAUAUGAUAUGAAGAAUGAGACUCUGUUUUGCUUGGUA